AAAGGGACAAGGACGGAGUGGUUAAAGGGGUGCGUAAAACGGUAAUAAAUGGUAUCGUUACACACAUGCAUAAGAUAGCAUGUAUGUAAAGAUCGUUGUUACAAACUACGUGGAACAUCUUUAGAGAUCCAUCACUUGUUGAGUGGGGAUGAGGUGAGAGUAUAAAAGGUGAAUUCCUUAUUUCCUUAGGAUCAUAAACGAUUGGAUGUAAUAGUACUCAUCUUCUUCAUUCAAAAGUGUUUCCUUUAUCAAGAUGAAAACAAUUGUAAUAGCGAUAGUUGUGGGAUUAGCAGCAGCGCAAGAUUCAAAUUACAAUGCUCGUAACAAUUACCACGAGGAUAGAUCGAAUCCUCCGACUGACGAAAGAAGGGGUCCAUUGACGACCACGCCUAUUCCAAUUUUACAUUGGAAUAAACAGCAAGAGCACGAUGGAACUUAUAAAGCUAGCUAUGAAACGGGAAACAAUAUUAUCGCUGAGGAGAGCGGUUACAUUAAGAAAGUAGGCGAAGGCGAGGAACAAGGAGAAGCGUUGGUCCAACAAGGAAGCUUCUCAUACACGAGUCCCGAAGGGAAGCUGAUCACCAUCCAUUAUACGGCCGACGAGACUGGCUUUCACGCGACCGGAGAUCACAUUCCCACGCCACCGCCAGUCAGCGAAGAGAUUCAGAAAGGCCUCGACCUCAUCUUUGCAGGCAUUCGUCAGCAAGAGGAAGCAGAUGCGCGUGAAGCAGCUCAAAAGGGGCAACAGCAACCUUUGAAUCAGCAAAUCGAACGGCGAGAUAAUUAUGAUAGAAAAUUUCGGAAAUGAAGUAAAUAAAAAAUAAAUAUUGUUGAGACACGUUCUACAUGUAGUAUAAAAACAAACGAUUAAGUCCUUAAAUUAAGACUAUUUUAAUAAAAUAAAUUUAAUAAUAUGUAAAUAUGUAAAUGUGCUUUCCUUUGUCGUUAUUAACAAUCUCAAAUAUUAAAAAAGUAAUAAUUGUAGAGUAAAAUAGUUUAGUAGCAAACAAA
Molecule: messenger RNA, 1011 nt
Organism: Bombus impatiens (common eastern bumble bee)
Lineage: Eukaryota; Metazoa; Arthropoda; Insecta; Hymenoptera; Apidae
Gene: Cpr49Ah
Product: endocuticle structural glycoprotein ABD-4
Exons: 4
Coding region: 254-808 (184 amino acids)
Cellular component (GO): chitin-based extracellular matrix
Molecular function (GO): structural constituent of chitin-based larval cuticle
Source: RefSeq, a predicted model, not a curated record